GGACUGUGUUUCAAUUCGAGCAAUGGACAGUCUUAUACCUGUGAUUGCUUUACUGGUUUUCAAGGUGUAAAUUGCGAGCAAGUGAUGUUAAAUCCUUGCGCAAGCAAUCCUUGUUUCGCUGGUCAAUGCACUUAUUCUAAUCGAACGUUAGCUUACCAAUGUAAUUGCAACUCCGGGUGGUCAGGCCAAUACUGCGAUAUAGGAAUUACUGAUGGUUGCCAAGAUCAACCGUGUUGGGCAGGUACAUGUCAGCCAACCGGAGAUCAAAACUUUACAUGUAACUGCGUUCCAGGAUACACUGGCAAAUUGUGCGAUCAGAUACUACCGUGUUAUGUUAACCCAUGCCAACAUGAUGGAACUUGCACAAAUACGAAUGCAGGUACAAACUACACUUGCACUUGUCAAGGGAGAUUCACUGGCCGAAAUUGCGAUACCAUUAUUAACGACUUCUGCAGUGAUAACCCAUGCGGUAAUCGAGGAAUAUGCCUUGAUAUUGGUGACCGUCAUCAAUGCGUCUGUAAUCCUGGCUAUAAAGGCAGUAAUUGUCAAGUGAAUGAGUCACACUCGCCAUGCUUUUCUAGUCCUUGCAAGAAUGGUGGUUCUUGUCAAAAUGAAGCUGAUGGAUAUUCCUGCUCCUGC
Trichoplax adhaerens is the source of this 639-nucleotide messenger RNA. RefSeq lists its product as uncharacterized. The annotation marks the transcript as partial. Gene Ontology annotation, biological process: establishment or maintenance of epithelial cell apical/basal polarity; heterophilic cell-cell adhesion. NCBI's taxonomy places the organism in Eukaryota, Metazoa, Placozoa, Uniplacotomia, Trichoplacea, Trichoplacidae. The record is from RefSeq and is a predicted model, not a curated record. Gene Ontology annotation, molecular function: calcium ion binding. Gene Ontology annotation, cellular component: protein-containing complex; plasma membrane. The transcript is spliced from 6 exons.